AUUUCACAUGACGCAACGGCUGCGGGAAGCGGUUCGCGAGCCGUGCCCGCCGCCGCCAUUUUGUGAGCGCGGAGACUGAGCCGGCGGCGGCCCCGAGGAGCGGCGGCACCGGCAGCGCAGCCAGCGGGAGCCUCAGCGUGGAGGAUGCGGUAGAGGAGCCCAGCGGCAGCGGCGGGGGGGCGGCAUCGGCAUCGCUCGGCGGCGGCUGCGGGGAUCGCGGGGAGGGGGCUGUCGGUCGGUGGGUCGGGUCCUGGUCGGAGCAGCAUGUCGGCCCCGGAGAGCAGCGCUGGCAGCAGCGAGGCCCGGGAGGACGCGUGCCGCGACUACCAGUCGUCGCUGGAGGACCUGACGUUCAACAGCAAGCCGCACAUCAACAUGCUGACCAUCCUGGCCGAGGAGAACGUGCCCUUCGCCAAGGACAUCGUCUCCCUGAUCGAGGCGCAAAUCGCCAAGGCUCCUGCAUCAGAGAAGCUACCCGUUAUGUACCUAAUGGAUUCCAUUGUCAAGAAUGUGGGAAGAGAGUAUCUCACAGCAUUUACUAAAAACCUAGUUGCAACAUUUAUUUGUGUAUUUGAAAAGGUGGAUGAAAAUACUAGGAAAAGUUUAUUUAAAUUACGCUCCACAUGGGAUGAUAUUUUUCCUUUGAAGAAACUAUAUGCACUUGAUGUCAGAGUCAACUCAUUAGAUCCUGCCUGGCCAAUUAAACCUCUGCCCCCAAAUGUGAAUACUUCUAGCAUCCAUGUGAAUCCUAAGUUUUUAAAUAAAUCGCCAGAGGAAUCUAAUGCACCUACCUCUGCUGUCACUUCUGGUGCCUCUACUCCUCCAGCUGUUCCUGAAAUACAAAAGAAUUUGACACAGGAGCAACUGAUAAGGCAGCAAUUGCUUGCAAAGCAAAAACAGUUGUUAGAACUUCAGCAAAAAAAACUAGAGCUGGAGCUGGAACAGACUAAAGCACAGUUGGCUGUAUCUCUUAGUGUUCAGCAGGGAUCAUCUAGUAUAGCUUCAGUUCCAGCACCUUCCAAGCAACACGUGUCUCCCACACCUCAUAUGACAGUUAAACCACCUCAUCAGACUGCUGCGCAAUCUGAAAAAAACAAACCAUCCCCAAGUCCUCCACUUCAUGAUAUCAAAAUAGUGAACAGGGAUCCUCGGCUUAAUAGGAUGGGUCAACAUUCUUCUCAUACUAAAGAUCAAUCUCACAGGAAAGAAUUUUCACCGAGUGUGACCAGUCAGUCUGAGACCAAGGGAAACAAAACAGCACAGGCUGAAAAACAGAACUCAACGAAGUCAGAAAAAUCAAAAGCAAGUGAAAAAACACAGAAGAAAGAACUUGAACAGUCCAAAGCAAAGUCUAAAUCGCCAUCCCCUUUGAAAAAUAAGCUGCCUGAUACUAAAGACAGUAAAAACCAGGAAUGUGAAAGUAGUAAGGCUUCUGACAUCAGUAAGCGGGAUCCAAGACUGAAAAGACAUCUUCAAGAUAAGUCAGAGGGGAAGGAAGAGGAGGUCAAAGAAAAGAGGAGAAGUACAGAGAAGAAGGAAAAAGAGGAGCAUAAGACAAGUGAACAUAGACCAGUGGGGAGCAGAAAUAAAGUGAUUAACGGUGCUGUUCAAAAACAAGACACAACUACAGAGGAGUCAGAAAAACAGGGUGGGAAACAAGGAAGAUCAAGUAGUAGAAAACGGUCACGAUCACGCUCUCCUAAGGCAAGAUCACCAUCUACACACUCUCCAAAAAGACGAGAGAGGAGAUCACCUAAAAGAAGACUUCGGAGUUUAUCUCCUACUUCAUCAACUCCUAAAAUUGGAAAGAUACGUCAGAUAGGCCCUAAGCAGUCUCAUGUUGAGGAAGGCACACAAGCAGCAAGAGAUGAAAGAAAUUCUAAUAAGAGAAAUGUUAAACAAGAGGUGCGUGAUCCAAGGAGAUUGAAAAAAGCCCAAGAAGAAAGACCCCAAGAGACAACCACCCAGCAUUCUGCAAAAGCAUCUCCAGAUCCAAAGGAGAAUGCAGAAAACUGGCAGGGAUCCAAAUCAGGCAAGAGGUGGAAAUCUGGUUGGGAAGAAAGCAAAAACUCACAGCAGAAUGAUGAACACCAAGCACUUGUUAAAUCCCCUCACCAAAGACAUCGGGAAAACUGGCCUGCUGGUAAAGGAAUUCUAUCACCCCGAGCACCAAAGCAGCAGCAUCGGUUAAGUGUGGAUGCCAAUUUACAGAUUCCCAAAGAAUUGACAUCUGCAAGUAAAAGAGAAUUACUUAAGAAGGCUAAUGACCGCUUGACAUCUGGUGAAAUAACACAAGAUGAGUUUCUCAUGGUAGCUCAUCAGAUCAGACAGCUGUUCCAGUAUCAGGAAGGAAAGCACAGAUGUAAUGUCUGGGAUAGCCCUACAGAGGAAAAAUGUGGUUUGAAAAAGAAACCUCUUCUAUCGGAUGCAGAAUUAACAUAUUAUGAACAUAAAGCUAAACUAAAAAGGACACAAGUUCAGCAUUCAUUGUCAAGGCUUGAUCUGUUGGAUCCUGAUGAUAUUUUGGAUUAUCAUAUACCUGAUGCAUUGCUUUCUGGAAUAGAAUGUGAGCAGGCAAAAGCCAAGCGGGGGGUACAGUUUGAGAGAAAAGAGCCAUUUGCAGAAAGAUCAAGGAGACACUCUCCUGUAAGUGGCACUACAAGACCAUUUGCUGAAAACCUGUCACCGCUUGAGAGUCGACGAAGACUUGAAGACCAGCGUGCUACUAAAGGAGCAAGAGGUUCUGAUCCAUACGACAGCUGGGGAGAAUCGGAUGAAUUUAGAGAUGCUCUCAGACAACAGGGGAAAAGCACAGCAGAGUUCCAGAAAACAGAUGGAGAUGCACUCUGCAGGUUUGAUAAUCGUGAAGAGAGGCAGCUUCUUGGGCAAGCUGGUGUUCGGGAGGAGCCAAGGUCACCAUUCACUGAACGUUUCAAAAGAGCUAGGUAUGAAGAUCCAGAGAAAGCACCAUUUCCAGAAAGUCCAGGGUCCAGAUUUGGAGGUAUUGAAGCAAAGCAGAGGAUAAGCGCACUGAUGGAAGACAGACCUCUGUUCGAUGGCUCACCUAGACCAACUGCUGCAAGGGUUGGGGUAGAUGGACAAGGCAGUCCUUUUGUUGAUGGUCCUGCUGCUGGUUCAAGUUCCAGAAUUGAUGGACCAGCUGGACAGGCUGCUAUGAGAUUUGAGGGGCCUUUGGUGGGGACAGGUGCAUCUCAGUUUGAUGGACCACUGGCAGGAGCUGGGGGAGCUGGAGCCCUAAGAUUUGAUGGGCCCCCAGGGCAGCUGGCAGGGUCCCUGAGAUUUGAAGGACCCCCAGGCCAGGUUGGUGGAGGAGGUCCGCUGCGGUUUGAGGGACCUCUUGGGCCUUUGAGGUUUGAGGGGCCUGCAGGGCAACCUGUAGGUGGUGCUAGAUUUGAAGGUCCUGGAGUUGGUCUCAGGUUUGAGGGUCCUCAUGGUCAGCCUACAGGUGGUCUCAGGUUUGAGGGACCUCAUGGUCAACCUAUGGGGCCUCGGGGUCAACCAGGGGGUGGUCUCAGGUUUGAGGGACCCCAUGGUCAGCCCUUGGGGCCUCAUGGUCAACCAGGGGGUAGCCUCAGGUUUGAGGGGCCACAUUUACAGCCGUUGGGGCCCCAUGGACAACUUGGAGGUGGCCUCAGAUUUGAGGGGCCACAUGGUCAGCCCAUGGGGCCACAUGGGCCAUCAGGUGGUGGGCUCAGGUUUGAGGGACCACAUGGACCAUCGGGUGGUGGGCUGAGACUGGAAGGACCACGUGGUCAGCCAGGUCUAGGUCCUAGGUUGAUUGAUGGACCAGUACACCAGGGAGCUGGUGGACUUAGAUUUGAUGGUCCUCUUGGUCGGGCUGGUCCGAGAUUUGAUGGAUGUCAUGGAGCUGGAUUUGAUGGUCAGCCUGGACAGCUGUCUCUCCUGCAAAGAUUUGAUGGAAUUCAUGGACAGCCUGGUCCAAGGUUGGCACCUGGCCAACAGGCACAAGCAAGAUUUGAAACAGCCAUACCUCAAAGAUUUGAUGGACCUCACCAGCCAGCCUCUAGGUUCGACUUGCCCCUUGGCCUUCAGGGUGCACGUUUUGAAAAUGUAGCUAACCAUCCUGCCUCAAGACUAGAAAUGUCACCAUAUGGACAAGGUGGUCCGUUUGUUGAGCAUCCUGGCCAGGGCUACAAUGGACCGGCUCAUGGAAUGCAGUUCCAGAGACCUGAUAUAUUUGAUGGUUCACCCGGACCAAAUUUCAAUGGGCCAGCUGGCCCAGGAGCACAGAGCUUCCCACUGAGAGCAGCUGGACAUUACUUCGAAGAAAAAGGUCUCCAGGGUCCUCAAUACGGAAAUUUCAGUAAUAUGCCAAUGGGAGGUAGUCAGGUUUCUCUCAUGUCUGCUCAACCUUAUGGCCAAGGUCAGCAGUAUUUGCCAAAUCCUGGAAGUUUUGUCCAGAACCCUGCAGGAGCCCUUUCCCAUUCAUAUCCUGAUAACCACCUUGGACAGGUUGAUGUGAAUGAAUUGUUUGCUAAACUGCUGAAAACAGGAAUCCUCAAAUUGUCUAAAACUGAUUCCACGUCAGCACAAGCAAAUGAAGCAUCGUCCCAGCCGAAUGCUGAAGAAGAAGAUGAUGAUCAGAAUGAAGAUCAAAAUGUUCCAGACCUCACUAACUUCAUAGUCGAAGAACUUAGACAGCGUUAUGAUAGUGUUAUAAAUCGACUGUACACUGGAAUUCAGUGUUACUCCUGUGGAAUGAGAUUCACUACUUCACAGACAGAUGUUUAUGCAGAUCAUUUAGAUUGGCAUUAUCGCCAGAACCGGACGGAAAAAGAUGUUAGCAGAAAAAUUACACACAGGAGAUGGUACUACAGUUUAACAGACUGGAUUGAAUUUGAAGAAAUAGCAGAUCUAGAGGAGCGUGCUAAAAGCCAGUUCUUUGAAAAAGCUCAUGAAGAGGUUGUGUUGAAGACACAGGAAGCUGCCAAAGAGAAGGAGUUCCAGAGUGUCCCAGCAGGACCAGCUGGAGCAGUGGAGAGCUGUGAAAUUUGCCAAGAACAGUUUGAACAGUAUUGGGACGAGGAAGAGGAAGAGUGGCACUUGAAGAAUGCAAUCAGGGUAGAUGAAAAGAUUUACCAUCCAUCUUGUUAUGAAGAUUACCAGAAUACAUCAUCGUUUGAUUGCACACCAUCUCCCAGCAAGACUCCUUCAGAAAAUCCACUAAAUAUGAUGUUGGACAUUGUUAAACAAGAAACAGAAGAGUCAUGUGACUCACCUAAAAUCAAAGAAGAACCUGAUGACACCCCUCCUGCCUGUGCAGAAGAGAGCACACCUGCAUCUACAGAAAUCAAAACAGAACCUGAGGAGUCUGUUUAAAUAAACUGCGGUAUGAUUUUUUUUUUUUUUUAAACAGAAGAGCUGCUGUGUUAAUUCUGGAAGGCGAAUACUUUUUAUAUGAAUAAAAUGUCCAAUUGAGGCAGGGCCUCAACUACUGUUUGGUUAAUAAAUACAUUUUUGUAUUUGAAAUUUCUUAUUGCCUGCACAGUUUCAGGUGUCAUUGUGUGAAAGUUCUGUAGAUGCGUGAAAAUUUAAUGGUAUAUGUAAAAAAUGUAAAAUUUUCACUUGUUGAAAUGUAAAUUAUAAAUAAAAGAUAUUUUUGCUAUGUAUGGAGUGUAAUGUUUAUGCACACCAUCAAAUAAAUACAGUGUUUCUUUACUUUUUUCAGUUGAAAAUUAAUAAAAAUUAAUGUUUGCUUAAUAAGAUUCAGAAAAAUGAAAGCAAGUCUCUUCCUUCAGUUAUCCCAUAGGUGGGUUAUCAAGGGACGGAGCUUUACAGACAGGCCUAGAUUCCUUGUCUUUUUAAAGUUACUUGAACAAGCUUACAUAUCCAGAUGUUUAAAAAAACAAUUACAACCACAAAAUAAUAAAAUCCACAGAAAAACUCACAAAAAGACAGUUCUGGGUAGAAGGGGAAAAUUUAACCAACCAACCGGAGUGCUUGAUUGUGGUGAACACAAGUGCCAACAAAAAAAUUAACAAACCAGGAUGCCUGGUAGUUAAGAUGUUUUUAAUGAUUUUUUUUUCCAUUAGUCAAACACAAAUUUAAUAAAGCUGAAUUUUCUUUACGUUACAGGGGGGAAUGAAUGUAAGAAUGCACAUUUGAAACAUAGUUAACAUUUUCUUUUUUGUUGCUUAUGACUGGACUUAGAUGGUAAACCAGAUAUCCUGAGAUGUUAAUAUUUCUUAAAUGUUAUAAAUAAAACUAAGCAUAUAUUUGA
Passer domesticus (house sparrow) is the source of this 6262-nucleotide messenger RNA. RefSeq names its product PCF11 cleavage and polyadenylation factor subunit (gene PCF11). Gene Ontology annotation, molecular function: mRNA binding; RNA polymerase II complex binding. Bases 265 to 5361 code for a protein of 1698 amino acids. The record is from RefSeq and is a predicted model, not a curated record. Gene Ontology annotation, biological process: termination of RNA polymerase II transcription. The transcript has 16 exons. NCBI's taxonomy places the organism in Eukaryota, Metazoa, Chordata, Aves, Passeriformes, Passeridae. Gene Ontology annotation, cellular component: cytoplasm; mRNA cleavage factor complex.